AGCAACUGUCAAAAUAGGCCCAUAAAGAUGUCCGAGACGAAUGACGACUCGCUUAACUUCGAUUUGGGCAACGAUGAUCCUGCCAUUCUUAAUGAGGACGAGCUGCUUCUAUCCGACGACGAGAAUGGCAUCAAACUCGACCAACCGGAUGAAGAUUUCUUGCUAGAAGAGACGGACGAUUGGGUUACCAAGGAGUUAGCGUCGAGGGAAAGUGAACCGGCGCCUGUGGCAGUAGCAGCAGCAGUAGAAACUGUAGUGCGCAAGAAUGAUGGCGAUGACAGUCCGGAGCAAAGUGUACCACCACCCAGCAGCAGUAAUCGAACGUUGGGAUUGGCAAGUGAAUCAAAGAGCGAGUGUGAUGAAAGUGACACAGUAACAUACGACGCCGGUUAUCAAAAAAGUUCCCGUUUGCUUACGGACGACGGUGAACCAUUUGCCGAACCGGUCCAAACAGGAAACGAUAGUGUUGGUGCGGAUCAAAGCAGACCGGAGAUCGAAGUGAGUGUUGAAACCGCAUCGCCUACUACUACCGCAACGGAUGGAGCAGCUCGUGAACCAAGUCAAGAUUUUCUGGCAAGUGAAUCGAAGGAAUCGCUACGCUCGACAUCCUCAUCUACGCUCGACGAUGGCUCGACGGUGGCCUCUUCGGUGGAGUACAGCUCUUCGGUACAAACGCUUGCCGAAACGACCUCCGCGAUGUCCAGCAGCAGCACGAACAACAACGCACCACUAUCAGAAAAGACAACUUCCAGCGAACAGUGUGACACGACCUCAUCCGAAGACGUCCUGUAUCUGUACAGUAACACUAACCCGGAGCACGAUGGUUCAUGCGAUACGGAUGAGCAAAGUGAGAAGCGUGGCUGGAAAAAUGAGAUCAAAAACGACACCCGUCAUCUUCCGCUGCACGGACACCAUCUUCAUCAACAUCUGAGCGGAGGUCCUCCCGGUUCUGCUGGGAAUCGUUCUUCACGCCCAACGGGUAUGAAACAUCCUUUGCUACCACCGCAACAGCUCAUGCAACAUUCCGGUAUGGUUGCACCCAACAUACUUGGUCCCCAUCGGCCGAACAAUUUCGGUCCGAUGCAUCCUGGCGCUCGGAUGGAUUUCAGACCUGGUGGCGGCAACCGACAACGCUACCCAUUAAGACCCGGUUUCGGUCCGGACAUGAUGAACCAGUUCCGGGGUGGGAUGGGUCGUAUGAAUUUCCCCGGUCCAAUGCCACCCGGUAUGCAUCCGGGCGUACUAAUGCAGGGACCACCCGGCGGUAGUGGACCACUGAUGCCACCGAUGCGAGGUUUCCCUUCCCGAGGACAUCCAUACGAUAUGGCACGCCAUAUGCCGCCGCGUCUUAUACGUCCGAUGGGCAAUGCAAAUGGGCCGCAAAUGUAUCGCUCGGUUGGUCCACCGAACGGUGGUCCGGCAGGGCCGGUGAAAGGACCGUACGGACCAACAGCAGUUUCCCAGGGAGGACAGCAAGGUGGACAGAUCGGUAAUCCUGGAGCAACGGUAGCAGUCGCAGCAGCAACCGCCGCACCGCUGCAACCACAAUCACUCCUGUCCGGAACGUUCGAUCCUAUGACGGUCGGGGGAGGAGGUGGUGCAGGAGGAGCAGGUAGUGGUGGUGGUGGAACAGCCAGUGCCAACUCCAUCCCACCGGCGCCCGCACCCGUCGUUGCCGGCUUUCCGCAGAAAGUGCUGAUCAAUCCAAACUUUAAAGGUGGCGUCGAAGCCGUCAAGCAUCAGCUAAUGCGCGAUGCGGCCCUCAGUUCGCAGCAGUUUGUGGCCGGCGCCAGUGCCCGGCAGGUUAGCGAUGCGGAACUGUUGCGCCAGCAGGAAGAGUUUAUCAACAAAAAUCGCAUCGAGGUGGAGAAGCGCCGGCAUGAGCGUUCACCGUCCCGCGAACGGGAACGUGACCGCGAAAGGGACCGCGAGCGGGCCCGAUCACGCGACCGGGAUCGCUCGCGGGAACGCGACCGUGAACACCGGGAGCAGCGUGAACGGGACCAUCGGGACCGUGAACCGUUGCGUGGACGAUCGCGGGAUCGGUCGAGGGAGCGGGAGCGUGAGAUGCGACCAAGGUCACGGGACCGGGACCGGGAUCGGGAAUAUUCAUCACCACCACCACCAAGACGGUAUCACCGUGGAGGUAGCCGGGAUCGAGAUUUCGGCAGACCAGGCAGGAGAAAUUUUGGACGGAGUCGGAACGCAAGCCGGGAGCGGGACGACGACAGCCGAUUCCCUAAGCGGCGGAAGAGUGGCGAUUACGGUGAAAACAACCGAGGGCAUUAUGAUCGCAAUGACGACGAUGAAGAUCCCGAAACGAGGGCUUAUCGGAUGGAGAUUGAGAAGCAGAAAGCUACACGAGAAAAAAUGUUGCGCGAGAAGGAAAUGCGCCGAAAGCGGGCGGCCGAGGAGAAGCUUAAAUCGCGAUCAAACGAGCCAAAACCUCAGGAGAACACUCCACCCAAGCUGACACCGUUGGUCGUGACGGAAAAGAAAAUCAUUACCCUGAAAAAGAAAACAACGGAACCGGUCCAGUCCGAGCCGACUGCACGCCGUUCGCCGGCCGACCGUACACGGCUUGACAAUGAGCCGCACUCGAGCGAUGAUCGGCAACGGCACAACAGUGAGCUAAACUCUGAGGCGAUCGAGCUCGAUCUGCUCGAAGAGCUACUGCUCCGCGAACCGACACCGGAACCGAUGCCAUGGAAACCGCCACGUGUGACGACCAGCAGUGGUCAGGUGUCGACCACGAGUGGUACGGCCAUGGUUACGACCUCCUCGUCGGCAAAAGCAGGUGCCGAUGGGCAGACAGCGGUAGCAGCAGUAACAGUAGCCGGGAAGGGCAAAUCGGGGGAAGCCGGAGGAGGAGUGACUGUUCCAGCUAGCAGCCGAAGGAUUGUAGUAAUGAAGCAGUCAACCGGCGAGAGGAAGGAUGCAGGAGGAGGACUGCAGCAAGCAACGUUGGCCACCAGCAGCACCAGCAACCGGAAGGCGCGCAUCUUCGAUCGACUGGACAAGCGGAUCGGUGUGAAUGAGGCCGACAAGCGUAAAAUUCAGAGGUUAGUCAAGGAUAAUUAACCGUUUCUGUCCU
This is a messenger RNA of Anopheles maculipalpis, 3094 nucleotides long. Its product is annotated as death-inducer obliterator 1. The record is from RefSeq and is a predicted model, not a curated record. Gene Ontology annotation, molecular function: RNA binding. The transcript is spliced from 6 exons. Bases 28 to 3081 code for a protein of 1017 amino acids. Lineage: Eukaryota; Metazoa; Arthropoda; Insecta; Diptera; Culicidae.